Messenger RNA from Didymodactylos carnosus, 2244 nucleotides. Lineage: Eukaryota; Metazoa; Rotifera; Eurotatoria; Philodinida; Philodinidae. The record is from the annotation of a GenBank genome assembly.
AUGCCAUCAAAGUCGGAACGUACACUAUUAGUUCCAUUUAUAAAAACUCAACUAUUUGACUCGAUUCAACAACAUUUGCCACAUGAACCAGCCUUUAUUGAUCAAUCAUUUUCUACUAAUUCCAAGUCAUUAGGAGAUUUAGUUUCAUCUACAUUAAACAUCAUUUGGAAACGUCCGAAAGAGUUUUGUAAUAACCCAGUCUUUACAGUUAAUCAUGUGCGAAACUUUCAACCAAACGAAUCAUCCACAGAGACAAAUGUCUUUAUACAAACCGACAUAGUUAUCCAAACUCCACGUAUUAAAUCACCUAGACAAGAUGAUACUGAUUUCUGCGUUGCAGAAGUGAUUGCUACAACCAAAAAAUCUUCGGUGGAUUGCAAUUCAACAAAAAGAUACUCGUCAUCAUUGAAUGCCGACGUACAUUCAGUUGAUUAUUUUUAUACAAAAUCGAAUGAUAUUUUGUCACCAUUUCUAACCGAAUUACUAUGUGUGAUAAUGGUUUUGAAAGAAUAUUCUGGUUUAUACACGUACAUCAUACCACCAAAUCAGAUGUGUGAUUCUAAAAUCUAUCAUUUUCGUUUAUAUCGUUUUGGACAAUUUAAUGAUGUGUGUAUCGACAAUUAUUUGCCCUUAGUUGAAACUAAAGACACAACUAAACAUCGUUUAUUAGGUUUGAACAAUGUUAACGUAGAAUUAUGGUUGCCAUUAUUAGCAAAAGCGUGUGCAAAAUUUUUUGGCAGUUAUUCCGCAUUAAUAAACGAAAUGAAUAACUUAAAAUUAUGGAAAUUGUUUACUGGAAGUAUUCAACAACAAUAUGAUAUACCAAAAAUUUCAACAACUAAACGACAAUCGUUAUUGUCAUCUGCUCAACAUACAUCAGAUUUGAGAACAUCAAAACAACUAUUGAACAAUGAAAAUUUAUAUUAUCAAUUAAAAUUCUCAUGUUCGAAUAAUCGUGCACUAAUCAUUACAAGAAUCAAUGAUGAAAUUGAUACAUCAUUGGAUAUGAAUCAAAAUGCAACACUUGCCAAUAAUAAUCUAUUUCAAAAAGGAAUCUAUUACAUCAUUCAACAAGUCAUACAAUUAAAUCGUAAACAAGAUUCACAAUCCAUUUCAUUAUUAGAUUCAGCAUACACCUAUGAUGCAACUAGAAUUCGUCAACAAAUUCAUAAAUUCCGUUAUCUUCAAUUAUUUAAUACACAACGUACAAGACCAUUUCUAUACAAAAUUGAAGAUUCAAUAACAGACGAUUAUGAUAUAGAACGUGAUUUAAAUUUAUCGAAAUUAAAAGACGGUGAAUUUUGGAUAUCUUACGCAAUGUUGUUAAAAUACUUUGAUACAGUAAUAAUUUGUCAUAUAUCAUCGGAUGAAUUUGUUAUUGAUUCUAAUCGAUAUUAUUUAAGUUCAACAUUUGAAUGGAAACUGUUGCAGUUUCAUGGCCGAUGGAUUAAAGGUAUUAAUAGUGGUGGAAGUUGUAUUCGAAAAAUAAACGAUAAAUGGUCACAUAAAUCACAAUUAGAUAUUGAAUGUGAUUAUUUUAGACAAAAUCCACAAUAUUGCAUAUGUAUCAGUAAAAUAAAUGAAGAAUUUUUAACUCAAAAGCUCGUAUCAACGCCAAAUUAUAGAACACUCACUCCAUUUAUGAAGACAGGAGUAGCACCAACAACACUCACUAAAACGCAAUCAAAAUUGAAUAACAAACCAGCAACAUUGAGAUCGUCGACCGAUUCAACAUUGACUAAUAAAAAUUCACUUCUUAUUAAACGUAUACAACCGUUGCCUACAUUUGAGCGAACUGUUUUAAUUUCGCUUACACAACAAGCUGUUUAUCCUCAAUAUGCGAAUGAUAAAAAUCUCAGUUUAGAAUUCUGUAAGUCUCCAUUGGAAUAUAUCAAUGUUCAAGUGUUUCGUAUUCGAUCUACAAAUGCGUCUGUAAAUCCAAACAUACGAUUUUCGAUGGAACAAUUAACACAAGUUGCAUCGAGUGGACCAUACAUAAAUGACGAAGAAGUGAUAUUAGUCUAUAAUAUACAAUCGGACGGUAAAUAUCUUAUUAUACCAAGUAUAAUUCGAUCAGAUAUUGAAAGAAAUUAUCUCUUACGAAUUUUUUUUGAUGAUAGUUUAAAUAUUUACGAUUACUGGAUUAUUCAACAGAGUGUAUACGGUAAUGUACAAGUUGAAAUACCAGUUUAUGAACAAAAACGUGACUGUUCGCAUAGACAUGAUAGAAAACAGCUAAGAUAA